Molecule: messenger RNA, 336 nt
Organism: Planococcus citri (citrus mealybug)
Lineage: Eukaryota; Metazoa; Arthropoda; Insecta; Hemiptera; Pseudococcidae
Exons: 1
Coding region: 1-336 (111 amino acids)
Molecular function (GO): nucleic acid binding
Source: RefSeq, a predicted model, not a curated record
AUGAAGCAGUUGGCGCAAAAUUACUGCUAUUGGUCCGGAAUUGACGCUGAUUUAGAACGUUUAGUAAAAUCCUGCGUUCAAUGUUCAGAAUACCAGAAACAACCAGCCAAGGUCAAAGUUCAUCACUGGGAAAUUCCUGAAAAUAAUUUUGAUCGAAUUCACAUCGAUUUCACCGGUCCCAGAAAAGGCUAUCAGUUUUUGAUUGUAGUCGAUGCAAAAUCAAAAUGGCCAGAAAUCAAGAUUUUCAACAAAGAUCCAACGUCGUUGUCAACUAUGCUCGCACUCGAAGAAUUAUUCACAGUUCACGGGUAUCCAAAAAUUCUACCGAUCAUGUGA